Molecule: messenger RNA, 2490 nt
Organism: Closterium sp. Naga37s-1
Lineage: Eukaryota; Viridiplantae; Streptophyta; Zygnematophyceae; Desmidiales; Closteriaceae
Source: the annotation of a GenBank genome assembly
AUGACCAGGGCGGACGAGGAGGUGUGUAAGGAGAAGUGCAAGGAGCUGUAUGAGGCCGGCCUGAUACGGCGCUCCACGUCGGAGUAUGCCGCAGCAACAGUGGUCGCCGCACGAAAGGACGCAACGGGGGAGAUCCUCUCCAGGCGCAUGUGCGGGGAUUUCCGAGACCUGAACAAGAUCACGAAGGCAAAUCGGUACCCCAUGCCAACGCCAGAAGAAAUAUUCGAUAAACUGGUGGGCGCAACCGUGUUCAGCACGCUGGACCUGAGGCAAGGCUUCAACCAGAUCCAGAUCCGGGAAGAAGAUCGUGCCAAGACGGAGUUUCACGGAGUGGAUGGGCUCUGGGAAUGGAACGGGAUGCCGUUUGGAAUGCGGAAUUCCUCCGCGAUCUUCCAACAAGCGAUGGAUACCAUCCUGAGGGGAAUCGACUGCGCGGCCUGCUAUAUCGAUGACGUCGUCAUCUUCAGCAAAGACGCAGCAUCGCACGUGGCGGACGUGGAGAGAGUGCUGGGGGCGAUCAUGAACGCGGGGCUGACCUGUCACCCGAACAAGUGUGAGUUCGGGGAGGAAACCGUGAAGUACCUGGGCUUCGAGGUCUCCGACGGGACGCUGUCCAUCCAGGAGGCCAAGGUGGCGGUGUUGGACAAAGUGGCAGUACCGACGGACCGCAGCAGGCUGAGGGCGAUACUGGGGUUUCUCAACUACUACCGGCGGUUCGUGCCAAAUUUCAGCAAGAGGGCCAGCCUGCUGAAUCAGCUCCUGAAGGAGAGCAAUGCGUGGAAAUGGGGAGAGCAGGAGGAUGCGGCGCUGCAGGACCUGCUCGGGGCUGUCAAGACGGGGCCAGUGCUGGUCCUGCCCAGGAGAGAUCAGCCAUUUGUCCUCUACACGGACUGGAGCAGCUUGGGCAUGGGAGCCGUGCUGUGCCAAGAGACGGAACGGGGAGAGAGGGUCGUGGCAUUCGCCAGCAGGAGCUGCAGCCCCACCGAGGCCAACUACAGCUCCUACGAAGGCGAAGGGCCGGCCGCGGUUUGGGCCGUGGACCAUUUCCGAGUAUAUCUACAUGGCAGCCCAUUCACUCUGGUGACCGACCAUCAGCCCCUGACGUGGCUGAUGACAAACCAUACGCUCACCGGAAGAAAUGCGAGGUGGGCAAUGCGGCUGCAAGAGUACGAGUUCAAGAUACGGCAUCGACCGGGGAAGACACUCCAGCACAUGGACGGGCUCUCAAGGAACCCGCCGCCACCUGAAGAAGGCUCGCCAUCAGCCUGCCUCGUGGCGCUGGCCAGCGGACUGCGAGAGACGGAAGAGACGAAGCACCGAGGCAAGGGGCCGGAGGAUGUCUGGGAGGACGCAACGGUGCUGCAGUGGGUCAAAGGAGAGACAGAGGCGGAGGAGGACGUGGGCGAGAGAGCGCGGGCGCGAGGCAGGCACUAUCGGUGGUACCAGAAUCAACUGCAGGUGACCACCAAGGACGGAUGGAAGCUGGUGCCAGCGCCAGAACAGAGGCGGGCACUGAUCGAGAAAGUGCAUGGCCAGCUGGGGCACUACGGGCAUGUGCGGACAGCGCAGCUGCUCACCACAGGGUGGUGGUGGGCCGGGCUACAGCGAGACGUGAAAGAGGUAGUGGCAGACUGUGAGCUGUGCAGCCGGAACAAGGCGAACCUGGAGAGAGAGCAGCAGGAACUGCAGUCACUGCCCAUCCGCGGGCUGGGAUAUCAGUGGUCUCUUGACCUGGCUGGGGAAUUGCCGCUGAGUCGCAAGAACAAGCGGUACGUGCUAGUGAUGAUCGAGCACGUAUCUAAGUGGGUGGAGGUGCGGGCGCUCAGCAGCAAAAGCUCAGAACUGGUUGCCGAGGCAUUCACAGACCAGGUGCUCACGCGCUUCGGGGCGUGCGGGGAGGUCCUGACAGACCAGGGCACGGAAUUCAAAGGGGCAUUUGAUCAGCUGCUGAAUAGAGUGGGCAUCACGCACCGACGGACGUCAAGGUACCACCCGCAGGCUGACGGGUUAACAGAACGGAUGGUGCAGACGGUCAAGAAGGGAUUACGCGCCCAUGGAGAAGGGCACAAGAGGGAUUGGGACCAGGAGCUGCACUGGGUCGUAGCAGGGUAUCGGUUCAGUAAGCAAGCUGCGCUACGGGACUACUCGCCAUACUACCUGCUGUACGGGAAGGAGCUGCUGCUGCCUGUGGGAGCUCCUAAGCAAAGGCUUCUGCAGACAGGGAAGGGAAAGGGGAAGCCGGUGGAGAGCGGUACCGAAGUGUACAUCCGGAAGACGAGGAAAGACACACUGGACAUAGGGCUAUCAGCCGAACGCUGGGUGGUGAAGGAGGUGAAGCCCUCAGGGGUGCUGGUGCUGGAGUCGGAGGAGGGCGAGCAGCGUGAUGAUCACGUGACAAAUGUGGCGCGAGCGACAGGGAGCAAGAUGCAAGGUGUUCCUCACGACCAGCAGCAGGAGCCAGGCAGGUCCCGGAAGGGGGCAAGUGGGUAA